AUGAAAUUAUCCAACAUUUCGUUUCGAAUUGAUUUGAGUGGAGCUCAUCUCAUCUGUGAGUUUAGUGCUGUUGGCCACCUACCCAUUAGCGAUUGGCUUUGGUCAGACGAGAUUCCGAAGCGAUGGGAGAAACUGGCGAGCCACAGAAAAACUACUUGCAACCGUUGUAUUGAUUAUUAUGCAAAAGAAAAUUUAUCGAGCACGUUACACUUUUAG
Messenger RNA from Clunio marinus, 216 nucleotides. The record is from the annotation of a GenBank genome assembly. Lineage: Eukaryota; Metazoa; Arthropoda; Insecta; Diptera; Chironomidae.